GCCACAUAUGGUCAGUCAGUUUCAUGUGACAGAUCAACAGUCCCAGCUCAAUAGGCGUAGGGGUGACUGGACGAGCAAGUUUUAAAGUGCAACUCUGAACUGCUUUACAUGUGUGCAAAGCACCGCUUGUUGUUUAUAUACCGCAAACUUCAAGAAAGUACCGUCUCCUGCAAAAUCAUUGAAAAGACACCAAGCCAAGCAUGAUGGCUAUGUAUUUCUUCGCAUCUGAUCAGGUGGUACUACUAUUUGACUUCUGGAAUAUUCACUCUAUAGAAGGAUUGGUGCUGACAGUGGUGAUUGUUCUGCUUAUGACAGUCACUUAUGAAAUGCUAAAAGUGGAAACAGUGAAACUGGACAAGAAAAUAUUGGAUCUGAUGGCAGCAGCACCACCUAACCCUCCAGACGAAACAGCAGAGACGUUACCUAUAAAUCCAGACUCUCAGAACAUCUCCUGUAAAAGGUGGAUAUGGGUUCAUGUGCUCCAGUCUGUUUUGCACAUUAUCCAGGUCGUCCUCAGCUACUUUUUGAUGCUUUGUGCCAUGUCCUACAAUGUAUGGGUUUUCCUGAGUAUAAUUGCUGGAGCUGGAAUUGGGUAUUUUGUGGCAUACCCACUGAUCAAGACUUGUUAAUUGGCAAUGGUGUGCUCCUGUAACUUUUCAUUCAGAACAGAAACAGCCACAUUGCGGAGAAGAUCUGUGAGAAACAGAUGGAUUGGAUCAUCGUCUUUGAUAGUCUCAGAGAAACAUUAUGUCUUCUUUAUACCACAAUUUUACGCAGAAGCAUGUCAAACCAAGCCAUAUAACUGCCUUCCAGGGACUACUGCUCUGCAUAUCUACAACUUUGGGCAAUUUUUACCAUUGUUUUCUAUUUAAUGCUUUGGGUGACUUUUAAAGAAAAAGGUGCGAGUAUAUAUGCUGCACUGAAUAUGAAUACUGUAUAAUUUUUUUGAUUUUUGGUUUAAUAACUUGCAACAGAUAUUGAAUAGUUUGCAGUUUAAAUGUACUGAUAACUAUAAAUUUGGUCAAAUGUGUUGGAAGACAGUGAAUAUCUAGACCAAAUGACCUGAAAUGACAUGUGUAAUACAAAAUAAUAAUGACUGAGGGUGUGAGUGAAUCACUGUCGAUUUCAGCAAAGCCACUUGAAACAGAUUGAACACAAGGGCUAUUGCCCGAAGAUUAUUAACUUUGAAUUGCGUCACAUGGAUGUGGAAAUAUUUGAGCCUCAGUAUAGUUCCAAACAUUUCUUCAUGGUGUUAGAUUAUUGCAGCUGUGUUUUUUUUUAAAUUCAUUCAUGGGGUGAGGGUUUCACUGUCUAUUCCAGCAUUUGAUUGCCUAAGUUAAGAAUCAACCACACUGCUGUGAGACUGGACUCACAUGUAGGCCAGACCAGGUUUUCCUUCCAUAAAGGACAUUUGUCAACGUGUCCAGAUGGGUUUUUCUGACAAUCAACAAUGGAUUCAUGGUCAUCAUGAUACUCUCAAUUCCAGAGUUAUUUUAUAACCAUGGAAGGAUUCAAACCCAGGUCUGCAAAAUAUUACCUGGGUCUCUAGAUCAACAGCCUAGCGAUAAUGCCACUAGGCCAUAAACCUCCCUUGUGAAGUGGAUUAUUUAUUUGCUCGUAUGUAGACAAGGACAAAAUACUCUUGCAAACUUUUUUCCUCCUCCUAAAUUCAUUGAGCCUGGUAACACAUCCCAAAGACUCAUACAAUACCACAUUCAGGUAAACGACAACAAUUGGAUAUAUUGACAGUCUAGUAACUUUAAACAGAUGGGUUGUUUUAGGAAGAUUCAUUAAAGAAUUAAAAUAAUAGUGCUAGAAUUUAACUAUAGCUGAACCGACCAAAUGGGCCUGAAUGUGUUUUGUUAUGUUUGAGAGCUCAAUGAUAAUGAUAAUAAAGGUUAAUGAUAUUAAAUGGGCUUGUACUUACAAGGUUUGUAACUUGGCAAAUAGAUGAGUAAACUCCAAGGAUGUCCGCAUUGUUAGAAACAUUACAAUCUGAAUCAAAAAUGAAUGUAGUUCUUUUAAAUUGUACAUCUGGAAAGUCAGCUGAACAUGAAAAGCUUGUCCUUCAAAAGGUAUUAACUUAGCCUUACUUUCCUCUAACCCUAAUUUGACUUAUUAAACUCCUAAUGGGACAACGAUUUUGCUCGUGCAAAUCAGAGUUAAUUCCAAACAUCAGAAAUCACACGAUACCAGGUUAUAGUCCAACAGGUUUACUUGAAAUCACAAGCUUUUUCGGACCACUACUGUUUCAUCAGGUGAAGUGAAAAAAUGCAGACAGGCACAGAAUUUAUAGGCAGAGAGAUCAAAAGAUUGUACAAGUAGUGUGAGUGGAGUGUCGACAGGCCGAAUAACACGUCUCUGCAGGUGUAAGUAAAGUGUCAACAGCUGAAUAAUAAAUGAAGGGAUGACCUAUGAUCUGAUUAAUUGAGGCAGACACAAUUACAAAAGAUAAAAAUAAAAUGUUGCUGGAGAUGAACCAACCGGCUGGAAUAACAUGAUGGACCCUUGGCAUGCGACUCUUAUACCUAAUUAAAGUAACAAGUAAUACAAACUGUACAAAAAGUAAGGUUGACAGACAGCAAGGAAAAUUUUACAAAUACGGAACAGUAUGGUGGGGUUAGAUGUAGCUUGACAUGAACGCAAUAUCACAAGAUACACAACAACACAGAAUAGGCAAGCGGAAACUGAUAGCCAAGUUCCGUACCCAUGAAGACGGUCUCAACCGUGAUAUUGGGUUCACGUUACGCAACAUGUAACCCUGCCACACUUCUGUUUUUAUAAAAUCUCCAUGACUGCCCUGAUUUGACACCAUCAACUUGGUAACUUAUGAUCUUUCUACCUUCAUUAAUUUGUACGGCUUUGUAUUACUUGUUAUUUUGUUUAGACCCUUGGCAUGUGAUUCUUAUACCUGUCACGUUAUUCCAGCUCACACUGUCUGACACUUUUGAUCAUCUGCAGAGACAUGUCAUUUGGUUUGUCAACAGCCCACUCACACCAUUUGUACGAUCUUUUGAUUUAUCUGCCUCUAAAUUCUGUGCCUUUUCUUCACUUCAUCUGACAAAGGAGCAUCACUCCGACAGCUUGUGAUUUCAAAGAAACCUGUUGGACUAUAACGUGGUGUCAUAUGAACUUCUGACCUUGUCCACCCCAUCCCAACCCCGGCACCUCCACAUCAUGAAUUCCAAAUGUGCUAGAGAUUUAAGUCAUUGGGCUGUUCAGACAAUACUUCAGGUAUUUCUGGAGAUUUAAUCUCCUCCCUCUAAUAGUUUAAUCAACCCAAUUAUUGCAGUCGGCUUAAUAUUCAAUCUGCCAUUACCCAGGAGCAUUCUUAACUAAAACCAAGAUAGUACCAAGCCACAAGAAGCAUAUGACACAUUUGGCUUUCAGUAUAUCUUAAAACAAGCAAACAGCUUUCAGUUGUAAACAUUGCACAAAAAUCAAAAUUUACAAUACAUUAAACUAUAACUUCAAACUCUUGUGGCACCUAGAUUGAUAAUGAUGCCCAACUGUAUUCACAAUUUUAACACCUUUAAACGUUAGAAAUUCUGACUGCAAAGUUAAAUGUGGGAUUUAAAGACAUCUUUCAGGACACAACAAUGGGAUUAGUUCAUUUAGCCUUUUUUUCUGCCAGUGAGAACAUGGUUGAUCAUUAUACAAACUUCAUACAGGUUCUUUUGUCUCAUUUUCCCUUAAAUACUUUUGGUUAAAUGAGCAAGUGAAAAAAAAUCAGAGCAAAAUUAAUAAAGCUUAACGUUACAUUUGUGGACAAGAACUCCCAAGUUUCUACCACUGUGUGUGUGUGUGGAAACGUUUCCCAACUUCACUGCUGAAUGGCCUGUUUCUAAUUUUUAGGCCAUGUUCUCUAACCCUAGCCUGCACAACCAAAUAGGUCUUCUGGCACAAUGGUAGUGUCCCUGCUUCUGGGCCAGAAGACUUGGAUUCAAGUCCUACCUGCUCCAGAGGUGUCUCAUAGCAUGACUGGUAGGUAGAUUUAAAAAUAUCUAUACUCCCCAAACGGCAGGAAUAUUUUCAGGGUGAUGUGUGAUUUCGUUUGGGUCAGAGGGAAAAUGAUGCAUUAUCAUUGUGGAAGAUUGUUUACACUGAAUGAAGCUCAGUAGUAUUUGCAUUUGUAAAUAAGAAUGGAAAAAAAAUACAAAUAUUCCUUCAUGAACAGUGCACUUUUAAUUGUUUUGUGACACUGUAUUGACAAGAAAUGUUGCAUUUGAAGAAAAGUGAUUUGAUUUCAGAAUGCAUAAAUUCAACAUUUAAAAAGGUGGGUGGAAGUAGCACAAAUUCUUUUGCUAACAGCCUUGCCAAGGAAAAUUAUAUUUUGAAAGAUGUAACAAUGAACCAUUUGUUCCUAUCCAAGUGUGGUGGAAACUACAAUUGGUGAAGCAGGGCUUGAGCUGCCAUAAUCAUUAACAGCAAAGCUACAUAAAUGUAUUUUUGUUUUCCAAGGUCAAGUUUAACAUGCAUCCGUCACAAUUGAAGUUAUCAGUAAACACAUCAGAAGUCUUUUUAAAAAAGAAACCCAGUGAUUUAGUGCUUGUUUCCGAAGCCAGUAAUUAAAAAUUGGCACCAUUCUGCAAACUUGUUUUGCUACAGUGGUUAAUCUUUAUUUGACCAGUGUACCCAGAUGCAGUUCAAGGACAAGACAUUGCGCAGAAUUACUUGGGUCACGAUUUACACAAUUGUACUGUGUCUGUGUAUUUGUGCCAGUGAAAUCAUGAAUGUCAAGUUAAGUGGAAUGUUGCCAUCUUAAACAAAAUACAACUAUUUUACCAAA
Molecule: messenger RNA, 4789 nt
Organism: Rhincodon typus (whale shark)
Lineage: Eukaryota; Metazoa; Chordata; Chondrichthyes; Orectolobiformes; Rhincodontidae
Gene: slc31a2
Product: solute carrier family 31 member 2
Exons: 4
Coding region: 201-629 (142 amino acids)
Biological process (GO): copper ion transmembrane transport
Cellular component (GO): membrane
Molecular function (GO): copper ion transmembrane transporter activity
Source: RefSeq, a predicted model, not a curated record